This is a messenger RNA of Olea europaea var. sylvestris, 960 nucleotides long. RefSeq names its product ABC transporter I family member 10. The coding region runs from base 79 to 867 and encodes 262 amino acids. Gene Ontology annotation, molecular function: ATP binding; ATP hydrolysis activity. Gene Ontology annotation, cellular component: chloroplast envelope; membrane. Gene Ontology annotation, biological process: transmembrane transport. NCBI's taxonomy places the organism in Eukaryota, Viridiplantae, Streptophyta, Magnoliopsida, Lamiales, Oleaceae. The record is from RefSeq and is a predicted model, not a curated record. The transcript has 5 exons.
GAAACAACUCUUCGAAUCUGACUAACGCUUUUUAGGUCUCUAGACAAAGGAUCAGGAGAGUAGGCGGUCCUACCCAAAAUGAUUCCUACCGCUGUAAUCCGGUCCUCCGCCCUCCCGCUCAUCCACUCUUACUCCGCCACGAACAACGGCGGCAGCACCCCCGCUAAUCUGGCUAUAGACUGUCGGAAUCUGAGCUUCUCAAUCACCACUCGGCAUGGAAAAGUUCUUCCCAUCCUUAACGAUUGCUCGCUCAGCAUCCCCUCUGGACAGUUCUGGAUGCUUCUUGGCCCCAAUGGCUGCGGGAAAUCCACCCUUCUCAAAAUUUUGGCUGGUUUACUGAAUCCAAAUGGCGGAUUUUUGCAUGUCGAAAAGCCUAGAAGUUUCGUAUUUCAGAACCCUGAUCAUCAGGUAGUGAUGCCCACGGUGGAAGCAGAUGUAGCAUUUGGCCUUGGCAGGUGCAAUAUAAACCGUGAUGAGGUUACAUCUAGAGUGGCUAAAGCUUUGGAUGCUGUAGGCAUGUAUGAAUAUGUGCAAAGACCAGUUCAAACUCUUAGUGGUGGUCAGAAACAGAGAGUUGCUAUUGCUGGUGCUCUGGCAGAAGCUUGCAAAGUAUUGUUACUGGAUGAACUCACAACGUUUUUGGAUGAAAAUGAUCAGCUUGGGGUUAUUGAAGCAGUGAAGAGCUCAUUGGCUACGUCCCAAGAAACUACAGCAUUAUGGGUGACCCAUCGUUUGGAAGAACUCGAGUAUGCAGAUGGUGCUGUCUACAUGGAGGAUGGCCGAGUUGUAUUGCAUGGUGAUGCUUCAAGCGUGUUGGAUUUUGUGGAAGCCAGGCAAGCCUCUUAUAAUAACCAAAACAAUUCUUGAUUGCUCUUACAAUUUACAUUUUUCCAAACAUAUAUCUUGAAUUAUCUCAUGUAUAUUCAUCGGUAUUUGAAUUUCGUUUUAUUUUUUUCUUCA